Tyto alba (common barn owl) is the source of this 627-nucleotide messenger RNA. It is a transcript of the gene FAM219B, whose product is annotated as family with sequence similarity 219 member B. The transcript has 6 exons. NCBI's taxonomy places the organism in Eukaryota, Metazoa, Chordata, Aves, Strigiformes, Tytonidae. The coding region runs from base 1 to 582 and encodes 193 amino acids. The record is from RefSeq and is a predicted model, not a curated record.
AUGGCGACGGGCGGCGGCGGAGCCGGGGCCGAGGCCGGUACCGGUCCCGGUGCCGGUGCCGGUCCCGCUGCGAGCAGACCCGGCGGGCGGCGGGCACCGGGGCUGAUUUGGGCUGAAACCAAGAGGCUGAACAAGGCGACAGAUGCGGUGGAGAAAAGGGGACCGUACAUCAUGAGCAAGCCUCCCUCCAUUCACACCAAGCUCCAGAGGCAGCGCGAGAUGGCGAAGGCAGCGCUGCGAAGGCAGGGGCUGCUGGGGGGACCCGCGCCACACCAGCUGAAGCCGGCGGCUAAAAGGUCGGUGAAGUUUAACAAGGGCUACACAGCGCUCAGCCAGACGGCGGAUGAAAACCUGGUCUCCCUCGAUUCGGACAGUGACGGGGAGCUGGGAUCCAGAUGUUCCUCAGGAUAUUCCUCAGCUGAGCAGGUGAACCAGGACCUGAGUCGGCAGCUGCUGCAGGACGGGUACCACCUUGACGAGGUCCCUGACGAUGAAGAUCUGGAUCUCAUCCCCCCAAAACCCAUCACCUCCUCUUCUUGCCCCUGUUGUUUCGGAGAAAAUCUCUCCUGUGUGAUCCAGUAGACGCUGCUUGGCCGGGGCCGUGCAAAAACAGGUCAAAACCCAGCA